Peronospora belbahrii is the source of this 321-nucleotide messenger RNA. Lineage: Eukaryota; Oomycota; Peronosporomycetes; Peronosporales; Peronosporaceae. The record is from the annotation of a GenBank genome assembly.
AUGGCAGCGCGUAAUGUCGUUCGGUUUCUUAAGUCAGCCAACGUUUCUUUCUCUAAUUUUGACCAAAGGGCAACUGGUGCUUGUGAAUUCUUUCGGCAGAUGACAGCAGAGAAGACGCGUAAAAUCAACCCCAAGGCAGAGAUUGUCCAGCAUACAACUGCAGUGGGCUCAGUGCCUACCAUUAAACUCGACUUCAUCAAUGGAAGUAAACAUGUAAUGGAGGUGCCUAAUAAGGAUGUUCGUGCAAUCUUUGAAGAUGUGGACUUUUACUGCUCGCAGAUUGAGACGGAGUACGAGAAGCAGGGCAAGUCGAUUGAUUAG